GCGGGCACCGAGUCAACUGGCGGAACAGCGGGCAUCGAGUCAACUGGCAAGACUGCGGGCACCGAGUCGUCUGGCAAGACUGCGGGCACCGAGUCGUCUGGCAAGACUGCGGGCACCGAGUCAACUGGCGGAACAGCGGGCAUCGAGUCAACUGGCGGAACAGCGGGCACCGAGUCGUCUGGCAGAACAGCGGGCACCGAGUCGUCUGGCAAGACAGUGGGCUCCGAGUCAACAGGCACGACAGUGGGCACCGGGUCAUCAGGUAUCGGAUUGUCUGGCUCGACAGCGGGCAUCGGGUCACCAGGCAUCAGGUCAUUUGGCUUGCCAGCGGGCACCGCGUUAUCUGGCAAGGCAGUGGGCACCGGGUCACCAGGUAUGACAGCGGGCUCUGAGUCAAUUGGCACGACAGCGGGCACUGGAUCAGGUACCGGAUCAACAGCGGGCAUCGAGUCAACUGGC
This is a messenger RNA of Staurois parvus, 459 nucleotides long. The record is from the annotation of a GenBank genome assembly. Lineage: Eukaryota; Metazoa; Chordata; Amphibia; Anura; Ranidae.